AUGUGCCCAUCCACCGCCAAAGCAGGGGAGGAAGGCGCGCGUGACGACCCCGAGUUCGGGCGAAUCUACACCGGUCAAUCGACCGGCGGCAGAUGCGCCGGCGCUGGCGCCGGCUGCGAUGGAGGGAGGAUCCGGCCCGGGGGAGGCCAUGGACAUGGCCUAAAGUUCAUGCCCCCGGUACGGAUCUUCCAAGCCAAACUCAACCACUCGGCCAGGGCGCAGGACUUAUUUGUCCACUGCCUGGCCGAGUUAGGUGUGGGAUUGGCGGUCGCCGCGGAGCCAUACCGCGUCGUCGACCACCCGAACUGUGUGGCCGACGCGUUGGGCUCCGUGGUGAUAUUGGGCGGCGACACCGCGGCCCUCCGCGUGUUCACCCGCGGCGACGGGUUCGUCGGGGCGGAGUGCGGCGGCCUGGCCCUGAUCGGGGUCUACGCCGCUCCGAGUGCCCCCCUCGCGGCGUUCGAGUGGCUGCUGGACGGGGUCCGGGACGCAUUGUCCCGCUCUCCAGUAGCCCGAACGCUCGUGCUGGGCGACUUCAACGCCAAGUCCACGUCGUGGGGUGGCCCAGCAACGGACGCGUGGGGUCGGGCGAGCGCGGAUCUCCGGCUGCUUAACCGGGGGUCAGUGAGCACGUGCGUGCGGUGGCAGGGCGAGUCGAUCGUCGACUUGUCGUGGGCGACGCCUGCCGCCGCGCGUCUCGUGUCGGGAUGGAGGGUAGCGGAGGAGGUGGAGUCCCUCAGUGACCACCUCUACAUCCUUAUGGAUGUCUCCGCUGCCCCUCAGUACCAUCCCGCUCGCAGACCCGCGCCGGGCCGACCGCCGCGCAGAUGGGCGCUGAAGCGCUUGGAGAAGGACACCCUGAUGCCGGCCACCCACGCCGCGUCCUGGCCGGAUGCCCCGGCUGGACCGGUCGCGGACGUCGAUCGGGAAGCUGACUGGUUUCGGGAGUCAUUGAUGGCGGCGUUCGACGCCGCCAUUCCCCGAGCCAGGAGGCUCCCGAGGCGGGCCGCUUACUGGUGGAGCGACGAGAUUGGCUGGCGAUUAGUCUCGACAUCGCCAACGCAUUCAACACCCUGCCUUGGGGCACGAUCCGGGAGGCGCUCCGAGAACACGGAGUGCCUCCAUAUCUACGGGUCGUGUUAG
This is a messenger RNA of Hylaeus volcanicus, 1143 nucleotides long. RefSeq lists its product as uncharacterized. NCBI's taxonomy places the organism in Eukaryota, Metazoa, Arthropoda, Insecta, Hymenoptera, Colletidae. Gene Ontology annotation, molecular function: catalytic activity. The transcript has a single exon. Bases 1 to 1143 code for a protein of 380 amino acids. The record is from RefSeq and is a predicted model, not a curated record.